AUGGCGGUGAGAUGCAGGCUGAUAAUGUUCCGUCCAUUUGUUGGGGAGACAAUUGAUGCAAAACUUAAGGAUUAUGAUGAAAACAGUUUGCGUUUAUCUCUGGGAUUUUUUGAUGAUAUUUGUGUACCCUCUCAUCUCUUGCUUUUUCCAUCUCAUUAUCAGCCUGAUCCAGAAAAUGGGAAUAGACGGAGAUGGGUAUGGGAGUAUCAAGCUGAUGCUGAGAACCAAACAUCUGGUAGUACAUUUACAAGUGAUGAGAUAAGCGCGAAUGUUAGAUUUAAAGUUCAGAGCAUAAGUUAUCCUUCGAUUCCACUAGAGCAACCAAAUAAUUCGAAGCCAUUUACUCCUAUGGUGAUUACUGGUUCACUUGAUAAUGACGGUCUGGGCCCCAUUUCAUGGUGGGAGUGA
Molecule: messenger RNA, 408 nt
Organism: Punica granatum (pomegranate)
Lineage: Eukaryota; Viridiplantae; Streptophyta; Magnoliopsida; Myrtales; Lythraceae
Source: RefSeq, a predicted model, not a curated record